GUCGCAGGAAACUGGUCUAACUGGGGAGCUUGGUCUGCCUGUAGUGAAACGUGUGGAAAUGGGACAAGGAAUCGUACACGUUUGUGCAACAAUCCCGCUCCAGCUCACGGUGGAGCAGCUUGCCAAGGUGACGCAAAUAUUACAGAAGCUUGUUUGGUUCGCUAUUGUCCAAGUAAGUCGAAUUUAACUCACCCUUGAUUUCAAUCAUACAGUUAAGAUAUAUAUCUUCAGUGACUCUGUUUUGCUACUAAGGUAUCUAUACAGGAGGUAACAAUCAAACUCAAGUUUGGUUAUUAUAUUCAAAAAACUCAUCCUUCUGCUUCAUUUGCUUCAGUUGCGGGAAAUUGGUCUAACUGGGGAGCUUGGUCUGCCUGUAGUGAAACGUGUGGAAAUGGGACAAGGAAUCGUACACGUUUGUGUAACAAUCCCACUCCAGCUCACGGUGGAGCAGCUUGCCAAGGUGACGCAAAUAAUACAGAAGCUUGUUUGGUUCGCUAUUGUCCAAGUAAGUCGAAUUUAACUCACAUUUGAUUUAAAUUAUACAGUUAAGAUAUAUAUCUUCAGUGACUCUGUUUUGCUACUAAGGUAUCUAUACAGGAGGUUAGUGUCAAAUUCAAGUUUGGUUAUUAUAUUCUAAAAACUCAUCCUUUUGCUUUAUUUCCUUUAGUUGCAGGAAAUUGGUCUAACUGGGGAGCUUGGUCUGCAUGCAGUGAAACAUGUGGUAAUGGAACAAGGAAUCGUACACGUUUGUGCAACAACCCCGCUCCAGCUCACGGUGGAGCACCUUGUAAAGGUGACCCAAAGAGUAUCGGAGCCUGUUUUGUUCGUCAUUGUCCAAGUGAGCCAAAUUUUCACGUUUUCUGUAGAAAUAACCAUUGACAGUAUAUAAUUAUUUUUUUUAGUACUUUGGUCUACGUAAAGGAGCUAAAAGUCGACACAAGCAGUACGCUUCAUCCAUCAUUAAGAAAGUUUGUGUUACUGGCUACUAUACAUAGCAGCGUGGUCGAGUGGUCAGGGCGUGGGACUCGAAAACUCGCGGUUCCGGAUUCGCGUACCGCUCUGGCCACUCGCUGGAUUUGUUCUCGCUCGUCCCGAGGUCAAAACCUCGGCCAUGCUUGUGUUCUCGGUUUUCACAUGACGUCACCAAAAUUCAGACUAAGAAACUCUCGACUCUUCUGAGUUUCUGCUUUCAUGAGGUAUUACAACAUUUAAACACCUUAAUUCAAUCAAAUUUUCAGUUCGAAAGGGUUCUUUGUUUAGCGAUAGAGGACGCUUUAAUUUAACUUUGCGUGACGCGGCAUCUUAAUCUGGCGGCCGGGAAAGCUCUUAAGGGGGCGUAUAACAAUGUUACCGAUUUUUGGAGAUUUUGCUAUCUGAACAUUCCUUGUCUCAGAAUAAAUAAUACUUUAAUCUUUAUGAGUUUCUCAAGCGAUGAAUUCACCCAUUUGUAGGAAAGCUCAAAAACAGCUGUUUCUGUUGGUUUCCGGCGGCCAUAUUUGUGCCCCUCAAAGGGACACCAACAUUGCGUCUCCAUUUCCGAAUAUCUCGCAUAUAAAAUAUCGCACAGACCUGCUUUUAGGCGAGGAUUUUUGCAUAUUAUCUUCUUUCAUUCCCCAAUUCUGGACUUUCUGUAUUAAAUGGUUUGCAUUUUUAUUUUUGAUUACGUGACAGAAACAGAGAAUAGGCCGCGACUCCUGCCAGUUGGGGUUUUUAAUCCUGUUACGUUGUAUUUGAAUUAUUUCUAGGUGUUUGAGUGGAAUGCCUGUUAACUAGCUGGAUAAGCUAAGUGUAAUUUCCACUAUAAUCAAACCUUUAAAGCGUUUUUAAACCUUUUAAACUUGAAACUGGUCUAACUGGGGCAAGUAAAAAAGUAUAAUACAAUCUACAAAAAUGUACAAAAAACACCUUAAAAACCAGGAGAUGUCGCUUGCUCAUUGUUGUCACAUUUCCUUUUUUGUGAAAAUGACAAAAAGAACCUACCCGUUUCGAAACCAUUUCUGGUGGUUAACCACACCAAUACUCAACUAACCGGGCCUUUUUUUCAUUUUAGCGACAUCACCACCUACUACGACACUACCACAAACCACAACGUCACCUCCUGAAACGACUAAGCCCCCAAGCACCACAGCGUCGCCAGAUACUACAACACCAUCUGUCCAACCGACAGGUAAUGACUAUACUAACCUCAAAUACUGCCACUAUGACCACAGACGUUCCAAACUCAAAAUGAUGUCAGCGCAUGUUAAAAAUUAAAACGUCUGCUGAUAAUGCGUAACAAAUGGUGACUAAACAAGGUAAGUAAUAUAUGUCUUCCUAUCAAUCAUUUAUGAAUAACUCUGUUUUAUUGUUUGUUUCAGGAAUCAACCGCACAUACAUCGACAUCGUAUUUACACUCAUUGCUUCGUCCGAUUUUUCAAACGAAACGUACGCUCUAAUGGAAACCACUGCAAAACAAUUCAUUGAAGAAUAUGAAUAUGUGAACUAUUACGUCAUUGCCUACGUUGAUGGGGUUAUCAAACUGGUCAAUCUUAGUUUCGGUGCCGACAACUCCAAUGCUGCCGCUGGGCGCGCCCGACGAGCCGUGGGUGCAUCGGAACCUUUGAUCACUGUUCUAGAAGAAGCUCUAGUUGCCUUCCAAAAUAACUCUUUGGGCGAAUCCAACAAUCGCAAGGCCUUAGUUGUUAUGACAGACAUAAGUUCUUCUGCCGAUAAGAACAGCCUUGAAAAGGCAGUGAGACCUAUAGAGGAAAGUGGAAUACUUGUGAUUUCUGUGCCGAUUGGAGCAGUGAAUAGGACGGAAUUGCUUAUCAUCUCGCCUAAUCCUCUGGAUGUUAUUUCAGUUGAUAAGAACCUACAGCCUCUCCAGUUGGCCAAUCGUAUCAGGGAGAGGAUUAUACGUAAGAAUCAUUUUCUUCUAAAAAAAUAAUUGCUAAAAUUGGAAGAUAUGUGAGUAUUUUACCAAUCGGAUACACUUUACUUAUCACGACAUAAAGUUUAAGAGAGAAACGCUCUUACGUCAAAACUUUUCUUAUCACGGGUUUCCAGUAACUCAGUGAUUUUGGUGUGUCGAAAAAUUAGGUCAACUUCCGCUAGAGUUGAUUUGCGUCUGGACGCCCUGUAGCCCCCAUGGGUACGUCCCCGUCAAUAGAGGUAUCCCUGUCAAUAGAAGAAAACCAGGAGACUUCGUUGAAGUAACUGAAUGCUGCAAAAUGUUUACGUUUCAUAUUCAUAUAGGGUUUUGACAAGUGUGAGGUGUACUUGGGUUUGCUAUCGUUGACAAAGUUAACACCAUUUCCUGUCCCGAUUCUUAGGUAAGAUCCCAGAGAUUGAUGUUGGCUUUGCCUUAUCUGUUAGCUCCAUUGAAUCAACGGUCAUCUAUGCUGUGAUGGUCCAGGCAUCCAGUACCAUAAACGAGCGGUAUAGAGACUUCAGAGUCCGCUUCAACAUCAUUGUGUACGGAACUAAAAAAACAACAAGAUUAAGCGAAUUUUUCAACACACUUCUCAGUCAUAAAGACCUCAUAACGUCCGUGAGAAAACUGGAAAACGUUUCUUCAUUACCUCUUCAAGAAAAGUUGCGGGAGGCUGAGAAUCUUUUCAGAUCAACAGGAAGGCCGUUUGCGAGGAGGGUAUUCGUCCCCAUCACAGACGCCGGAAAUGGUAGUGAAAUUAUAACUGGAAGUAAUAUAUUGAGAUCUCACGGCAUUCUGUUUUUGUCCCUAAACAAAAAUGUGGAUCAACUUAGUUCAGUGACAAUCAGCCAUGUUGAUAAUCUUGGAACACCAAGCACAACUGACAGAAGAGUAGUCAUCGCGGAGGAAAUCAUAUAUCAAGCAUUACGAGGUAUGGUGAAUUAUAACUCUCAUUGCAUGCCUAACUUACAAGAAGUUAGCCAAGAAUCAUGCAACACUCAAACUUAAUCUAUCAGCUAUUAAUAAAAUCCAACUAGUGGUCUAUCAUCAAUGCUGUGUUUUGAUUGGCUGAGCUACUGCUAGGCUAUAUGUUAUAGCCCACUAGUAGCAAAAAGCCCCGGCUUUUUGGACGCAAAAGUCUAGCUUUAACUAGAUAAAGUUGCUUUGCCCCGAUAUUUUUGACCAACUAGUUGGAUUUUACUAAAAAGAUUAUUCCUCUCGCCUUCAUGGCGUCUUAGCCAAUAGCCCAUGAGGCCGAAUAACUGUUAAUUAGGUUCAUCUUUGUAUGGCGGCAACUACAAAGGGAUUACACCCUAAAGCUUUGAACAAUUUCCUGACGCAAAUCUCUUUUUGUUUGCAUAAAUCUCUUUCUGUUAGUCAUGGUUUUUUUUUUUUUGCGAUAUUCAAGGUCACCUAUCGAAGUACAGACGCGCAUGAAGGCAGUGACGCAUUCCAGUUCACAAGGCCUUGCCCAAUUUAGGCAUAAACGUAAAAUUAGCAAUUGCUUAGCGGUCUUUUCGUUAUAAAGAGUGAAAUCUUUCUAAGAAGGGUAGUGCUGGAACCACCUACAUGGUAUUCCACUAGGUGCUAAUCUACGAGUGGUAUUCGCCUUAUGAAGAAUCACAGAAAUGACUGAAGACGGCUCUAUUUCCGCCACUCUCCGCUGGGUUUGGGGGCGGUAUCAUUUUCCGAACAGCGGCUGGUAAUGGACCCUACUAAAGAACGUAAGGCAGAGAAAUAGGCAUGCACAUAUCGCAAAAAAAAAAGUUGUAAUAAGCCUAACUCAAUCAUACCUACCAGCUUGACUAGUUUUAAUUAGUAUUUACCAAAUCAGUGAGUCGAAAUUUUCGCGCGUUUUGAUUGGCUCCCGUGACUCGUGCAACAAUCCCGCUCCAGCUUACGGUGGAGCACCUUGUAAAGGUGACGCAAACAAUAUAGAAGUCUGUUUGGUUCGUUAUUGUCCAGGUAAGACUAGUUUCCACUACUGGUGCGUAAAUAUAUGAACAUACGUAACGGAAUCCUUUUUUAGCAGUUCAGUAUCUUUCAAGGAACUAGAAUUCGACACAUGCAAGACGUUUUCUAAAACAUUUUAGCUAAAAUUAUAUUUUCAAAAGUCAUUCUUCUGCUUCUUUUCCUUUAUUUGUAGCGAAUUGGUCUCCCUGGGGUCCUUGGUCUGCCUGUAGUGAAACGUGUGGAAAUGGAACAAGGAGUCGUACACGUCUGUGCAUCAAUCCCGCCCCACCUCAAGGUGGAGCACCUUGUAAAGGUGACGCAAACAAUAUAGAAGCCUGUUUGAUUCGCCAAUGUCCAGGUAAGUUAAUUGGCACUUCGUGUGUGGAAAUAUAUGAUAAAGAAAUAUAAUUGACUAUCUUAUUCGGUCUUCCUAAAAGAGCUACAAGUCGACAGGUGCAAUAUUUGACUAUUUCUAAUACAUAUCUUCUACUACUUCGCCUCUAGUUGCUGGCAAUUGGUCUACUUGUCUACUUGGUCUACUUUAUUAGUAAGUUAGGACACUUGGCGUGUUGCUGUCAAAAAUUGCGACCAUGUAGGACGAAAAGUACUAUUUUAUUGACACAAAAUAACAUUGAAAAGGCGAUCUCUGUACCAAAGGAAGUCGGGGUGUGUUAGUUGAAACACCAGCACGAACGACAAAGUAUACUUACCGCAACCGAGUGAAGGUACUAAACAUUCUAAGAUGCAAUCACUACAAGGCAAUGGCUGCUACUAUAACCAACAAAAAUGGUUGAAACAAGUCCGUACGAUAAUUAAAACCAACAGGACUAUUAAUUCUCUUCCUUAAGCUUUGGUAAAACGGGCGACAAAAACGUGCAACUUGUUUUGCAAAAUUGCUGCUGAACAAGAUGAAAAGCGAUAUUGCGCGUUUUACCACCCACGUUCAAACCUGUUAACAACCUGAUUUGUUGAAAGACAGGUUUGAUAUGGGUGGUAAAACGCGCAAAAUCGCUAUUCAACUUGUUUUGCAGCAAUGUUGCAUGAUUUUUGUCGCCCGUUUUUCCGUACCUUCAGGAGUGUUUUCAUCAUGAAGAGCCAAAGAAAACCACUGAAGGAAGGUACGCGACAGCUCUAGGUAGCUGUCGGUUUUCCGACACCCCCAGUUAUAAUGGAGUAUUCAUAAAAAAACGGAAAAACGUAAAUCAAACAAAUAUUUUUUUAACCGUUUUUUCCCCUCAUCUAGAACUGGAUGUAACUUUUGCUUUAAGUGCCACUUCUGUCGAGUCCCAAAAAACCUUCGUCUUGAUGAGGGGAACGAUAAUCAGUAUCAUCAAUCGAUAUGGUAUCGACAGAAUUCAUUACAGUGCUAUCGUCUUUGGCAGUGGUAUUCCAACCACAAGUUUUGACUUUGCUUCAAACAUACCAGACCAGGAUGAACUGAUUCGCAAAGUGAUACGGUUGCGCAAGAGAGAUGGACGUCCAGAUCUUGAGCAGGCUCUGGAAGAGGCAAAGCGAAUUUUCGAGUUGCGAGAGGUAAGGCCAAACGCUAGACGCAUACUCGUGGUAAUCAUGGACGAUGCGACUGUAAGCAGUAGAGAAGAACUGAGUAAAGUAGUCCAUGCUUUGGUCAGAAACAGCGUUUUCAUCGUCGGUGUAGGAAUUGGAUCAUCCGUUAAUGCCACUGAUUUGCUCAUAAUCACGAGGGAAGAGCAGCACAUUCUUAUUGUCAAAAUCAACAAAGAGGAUGAUGAAUUGGCUGAGGAAAUCAUGAGAGUCAUUGACCCGAGAGUUGCACGU
This is a messenger RNA of Porites evermanni, 6661 nucleotides long. NCBI's taxonomy places the organism in Eukaryota, Metazoa, Cnidaria, Anthozoa, Scleractinia, Poritidae. The record is from the annotation of a GenBank genome assembly.